This is a messenger RNA of Acipenser ruthenus (sterlet), 3537 nucleotides long. RefSeq names its product methyltransferase like 3 (gene mettl3). Gene Ontology annotation, molecular function: mRNA m(6)A methyltransferase activity; mRNA (2'-O-methyladenosine-N6-)-methyltransferase activity. The record is from RefSeq and is a predicted model, not a curated record. Gene Ontology annotation, cellular component: RNA N6-methyladenosine methyltransferase complex; nucleus. Lineage: Eukaryota; Metazoa; Chordata; Actinopteri; Acipenseriformes; Acipenseridae. The transcript is spliced from 11 exons. The coding region runs from base 331 to 2232 and encodes 633 amino acids.
CGUUCUCUACGCCUAGGACGUCAGCGUGCCUUUACCAAGAUGGCGUAUUCAGUGCUGCUCCCAUUUUUUUUUUUAUUAACCCGGAAUCUGUAAACGCGGUUUUCAGUUGCUGCCUUGCAGUUUUGUGCAUGGUAGAUCAAUUGAAUGGGAUUGUUUGUGUGGGACUGCUGCACAUUCUUUAGGUUUAAAAGUCUUUUUUUUUAUCCACAUUCAUCUGAAACGUGGAUAAAAAUAAAAUAAAAACGGGGUGGCGGACCGACCCGUGAGGCAGCAGUUUUGAAUCUGUUUACGUAUCGUUGUCAGCGCUGAAGAAGAUAAAAACACAUUAAAAUGUCGGAUACAUGGAGUAAUAUUCAAGCUCACAAAAAGCAACUGGAUUCUCUGCGUGAGAGGCUGCAGAGACGGAGAAAAGACACGACGCAGCUGGGAAUAGACCUCUCGAAUCCUGACCCUGGCCAAGCCCGCAGUGACAGCCCGGGUCCCGUGGCUCGGCCCGGUCAGGAGAGGGAGAGCCAGCAGGAUGUGCGUAUCGACCCGGUUCUGGAGAGGACACUGCUGCUGUACCUGUGUGACAUUGGACUGGCUCUGCCCAUUGACUCCCUCGCCAUAACCAGCGCGCUGUCCACCCCUGAAAACCCAGUGGAGCAAGCAUGCGUGGAGAGCCUCCUUCUCAAAUUCGCAGCUCAGGAGCUCAUUGAGGUGCGACCCCUGACCUCCGACCCCAGCCGCCCUCCGCCCCCCACCCUAGUGACGAGCGCUGACCACCCGAAGCUCUGGGCCAUGAGAGGAGCGGUCACUUCAAACACUGCCGACCUGGGCGAACCCAACACAGCAGCACACGCCCAGCCAGCCAGGGGCGGGGUCAAACGCAAGGGGGCAGACUUAGAAUCCAGCCCGGCUCCCUCCAGCUCCACCCCCAGUUAUGCCAGCCCUGCCCCCUCCUCUUCGAUGUCUUCAAGUAUGUCUCAGAUAGCCAGUGCUUCAAGCUUGCCGCCCAUCUCCUCCAUCUCCUUCUCCCCCUCUCCCUCCCUCUCCCUCUCCCCCGCUCUCUCGUCUCUCGCCUCCUCGGGGGAUAAGAAGGGCCAGGGGGCGCCAGGGGACCUUCCUGCCCUGAAGAAGUCGCGGGGGGGCAAAGUCCGUGCCUCCGAUUUACACUUGGAGAUCGAGAGUUUAUUGAGUCAGCAGUCUACCAAGGAACAGCAGAGCAAAAAGGUGAGCCGGGAGAUCCUGGAGCUGCUGAACACCAGCACGGCUAAGGAGCAGAGCAUCGUGGAGAAGUUCAGGUCGCGGGGCCGCGCCCAGGUGCAGGAGUUCUGUGACCAGGGGACCAAGGAGGAGUGCGUGCGAGCCUGCGAGGGGGGGCCGCCCUGCAGGAAACUGCACUUCAGGCGCAUUAUAAAUAAGCACACUGAUGAGAGCCUGGGUGACUGCUCCUUCCUGAACACCUGCUUCCACAUGGACACCUGCAAGUAUGUGCACUACGAGAUUGACUGCCCCCCGGACGUGGAGGAGGGGGAGCUGGAGGGUGCGCAGAGCAGCGGGGCGCAGCUGGGGCUGGCGGCCGGGGUCACUGACCCCAACGUGGGCAAGCUGUUCCCCUCGCAGUGGAUCUGCUGUGAUAUCCGCUACCUGGAUGCCUCGAUCCUGGGGAAGUUUGCGGUUGUCAUGGCGGACCCCCCCUGGGAUAUCCACAUGGAGCUUCCCUACGGGACCCUCACCGAUGAUGAGAUGAGGAAGCUGCACAUCCCCAUGCUGCAGGACGACGGCUUCCUGUUCCUGUGGGUCACCGGCAGAGCGAUGGAACUCGGGAGAGAGUGUCUGAAACUCUGGGGUUACGAGCGAGCUGACGAGAUCAUUUGGGUGAAGACAAACCAGUUACAGAGAAUCAUUCGUACUGGGAGAACUGGGCACUGGCUGAACCACGGCAAGGAGCACUGUCUGGUUGGUGUUAAAGGCAGCCCACAGGGGUUCAAUCGAGGGUUGGAUUGCGAUGUCAUUGUGGCAGAGGUUCGUUCCACGAGUCACAAGCCUGAUGAGAUCUACGGGAUGAUCGAGCGCUUGUCUCCUGGAACCCGGAAGAUCGAGCUGUUUGGGAGACCUCACAACGUGCAGCCCAACUGGGUGACUCUUGGUAACCAGCUCGAUGGGAUUCACCUCCUCGACCCUGACGUGGUGUCCCGGUUUAAGAAGCGCUACCCUGAUGGCGUCAUUUCCAAACCCAAGAACAUGUAGAUGCCUGGAAUACAGCGACGGACAAGUCCGGAAACGUGUCCCCCUCCUGAAACCGGAAACGUGUCCCCCUCCUGAAACCGGAAACGUGUCCCCAUACUGAGGCUGGCAAACAGAUUUCUUUUAAAAUAGAGCAGUAGCAGAUGUUUUUAAACUGAUGAUACAUGUGUACUGUAACAUGCAGUUUUGAAAGAACUGCACAUAUGAGACCUGUGCAGUGUGACCUGGGUAAUAUUAUUAAUGAAAUGAUUGUCAGCUACAAUAGAUUUGAGUACGUAGCUGCAAAUUAAGUUUUAUUUCUUUUUUUCUCUCCAUUCCCCAUUAUUAUUAUUUUUCUCUCUUUUUUUUUUUUGGUGUUUGCAAUCAUCUUCUCAGAAUUGAGUUCUUAUCCUUUGUCUCAAAAUCUGUCUUUACCUGGCUUUGAGCUUGCCUGGAGAGUCCUAGGUGCCGGGCAGUGAACAAACUUCCCAAUUUCAUUCAAAUCAUGUGACGAAAUGACGUUCUGUACCACCUACUCACCCUCUCUAGAUGUGUAGAUUGGACUGGCAAGACUUGGUCACAGUGUUUCAUUGGAAUGAGGAAGGCUGUCCAGCCACAGCAUUUAGGAGUCUCCUGACAAGCUCAAAGCAGAUAGGAGAAAAUAUUGGAGCAAGAUUACUCAGAACUGCUCAGUGAUUGCAAACACACAAAGACAGAUGACAUUAGAAACUUACUUGCUCUUAAAACAUGAAUUCGCAUCCCUCUAGUAAAUCACAUGUAUCCAUCACUCAAGACCUGUUUGUUGCACAAGUAAUAACUAAAUAACUAAAACCCAAACCCUAACCCACUGGGACUGACUUCAACGCGAUCUAGAGUCAGACUUGUUCAUUUCCAUCAGCAGCAGAAAUCAAUUUGAAUUGAGACUCUGUCUGCCUGCCUGCCUGUCUCUGUCUGUCUCUGUCUGUCUGUCCGUCUGUCUGUCUGUCAGCCCCAUUAGGAUUGCGGGCUGGCAGAUCUCCAUCUCUCCACACUGAUGGUGGAAGUGACCUAACGAGCAUCCAGUGUGGAGGAGUAGAGAGAGGUGGGUUUUAAAUCUGCAGAAAAACAAGUUGCGUAGUCAAAUGUGAUGUAUGAUGCAGUGCUUUUGGUCAGAUAUCACUAUUACAAGAUGUUGGAAAGUAGCAGACAAACACACCACAAACUACUGUACUGUUCUAGCUGUGUCUUAAUUCUUUAUUUAAAAAAAAAAAAAAAAAAAUUAGAAAAUGAAGACACAGACUUUUUUUUAAUUCUUUUUGUAAUGUUAAUAAAUGUAUUUUUUAGAAAUAA